Molecule: messenger RNA, 3327 nt
Organism: Trichobilharzia regenti
Lineage: Eukaryota; Metazoa; Platyhelminthes; Trematoda; Strigeidida; Schistosomatidae
Source: the annotation of a GenBank genome assembly
AUGAGUCUUCGCUGGCCAUGUUUCCUUAAAGACUGUGUAUCACCAAGAUGGAAAGCUGAUGAACACUGUAUAGAAUUUUGGAAUGGAAUUUCAAGGAGCUCUGGUGUUGAAACUCUGUCAUACGGAGAUUUUCAGAAAUAUUCAGAUGAAUUGGUGGAGUUAUUCAGACGUCAUUUAAUUUUUGCACCUAACAACAGUAACAGAACACCAGUUGUUGCAAUCAUUUGGGCUCCACAUAUAUUAACUAGUGUGGUGACUCAUGGCAUUGUUAAAUCAGGAAUUCCUUUCUUUCCUAUACUGAGUUCUUCAGCUUCUUCUGGACUGAGGCCACUUAUAGACCAUAUUGAUGCUAUUGUUUGGCUGUGCAACCCCAUCGACGUUAUUCCUAUUGAUGGUUUCUUAAAUUAUCAAGCCACCUCAACAAAUACUCUCGACAGUGUAUUUUCUCGUGAUGAUUGGUGUUUAUUAUUGCGUUCCAGUUUAUCUUCUUCUUCAAAGGCUGAUAUAUUUGCGAAUCCAUUUACUCUGCCCAACAGUCAUCUGGCAUAUAUUAUUAGCACAUCUGGAAGCUUCAGUGAUGAAAGAAAACUAGUUUGUGUGGCUGACAGUUGUCUAACAGCCAAUAUUUUGGACUUAGGAAUGAGAUUUCCGAGUGACGAUCAUUGCAGUCCCGAAGAAAAUUCUGUUGUUUUGGCUUCACCUCUGACAUUUGACCCUAGUAUUGUUCAAAUUUACUUCUCUCUUCUAAGUCAUCGUACUUUAGUCAUGUGUCCAUCUUCUAUUCUCAGUCAAUCAAAAGCCUUAUCACUUUUAUGCAUAAAUGCAAAUGUUGAUUGGUUGCAAUGCACGCCUAGUCAGCUUUCUGGACUCGACCGUCAUCUUCUCAAGAGGCUUUUGUCGCAGCCAAGAUUAAAAGUUUUGCUUGGUGGAGAACCGUUUCCUUUGAAUGAAUUUAUAAAUAUCAAAAAAUACAAGGCUACUCUGUAUAAUAUUUAUGGAACCACUGAGGUUUCCUCGUGGAGUCAUCUCUUUAAAGUCAAUGGCCCAGACGAAGAUUUGACGAAUGAUGAUAUUUAUUGUAAGUGUUCGCCUCCUGUGUAUGGAUCUUCACCUCUAGGGUUCCCUAUGCUAGGGACCACUUUCUCACUAAUUCCAUCUACCUCGGCAAAUGUGUGGGAAUUGGGAUUAUCUCGUGAGUUCGGCGGUUUUUCCGUCAUACGUACAAAAGGACCAACUGUUACUGUUCAAGAGUUUUCUGAUGCACUUUCACAGUUGAAUGUCAAGACCAUAUGGCCAACUGCUGACUUGGUGCACUAUGGACAAUGUGGAAAGUGCCUAUGGUUUCUGGGCAGAAAGGAUCGCAUAGUGAAACGGUUAGGAUAUCAAAUAUGCUUGGAGCGUCUAGAGCAUGCUAUCAAAAUGUGUAAAUUACCAGGUAUCAGAAUUAAGAACUGCAGAUGUCAAGUUUCCAAAAAGUCAACUAGUAGGAACUUUACUAUCGCGUUCAUUGAAAUUGGCUGUUGUUCCUCUAAAACAAAUAAUAAAAAUACCUCGAAAGUUUUGCUUCCUAACCGGCUAAAAUGGUUGAAAUUGCACAUCGUUAGGAAACUGAAAGCAAUAUUCACCCCCAACCCUGAGCCUUGGAUACCUACUCAGUUUGUAUUCUCUUGUCAUCCAUUGCCAGUUUCAAGUCAUGGGAAGUUGAUUUACAGACCAUACAGAGUUUUCAAAUUCUCGACAUUAGCGAAGUCCAGACUAAUAAGCGUAUGGAAGGAGUCUCUUGGACUAGACAAUAUGAAUAUAUUGGAUAAGCGUCUAACAUUCUUAGAAGCUGGUGGUUCGUCUUUAAUGGCGUUAAAUCUUAUUGAAACGAUAAUUCAGGAGUUUCCAAACUUGACUAAUAGAAGAAAUAAACUUUUAUCCUCAAUAUUUACUCAUCCAUUCAGUCGUAUAUGCCAGUUGAUUUUACGAUCUUCUCACACUUCUACAAGACCCAGAAAACAUCCUACCAAAUUUAGUUCGUUUAAAGAAACUGAUCAAAGUAAAUCAAGUGAUGUUGAAAUGAAUAUUGAGUACAGACACCAGUCUCCGUUCAGCCUGUACACCAGUGGAUCUUCAUUGCAUUUGUCUAAUUUACUGCACAGAGACGCUAUCAGGUUGAUAUGGCGGCAUGAUUUACUUAAGUGUGUUGAUGCAUCUCCUGUAAUCAUUUCCGGUCCUGACAGACUUAUGGAUGGGUGUGCAUUUGUAGGUAGCCAUUCUGGUUUAUUUUCUGCUAUACGCGUUCCCGAUGGUUGUCCACUUUGGUCGGAUUCCAGUGUGCCUAUAUCAGGACGUAUCGAAGCCUCUUGUGCAUAUGCAUACAUGGGUUCGACAUCAAUACUUACAGUCGGUACUUUGAGUGGGAACAUAUGUGCUUUGGAUAUUGAACAAGGAACUGUAUUGUGUUCGUAUGACACCGGAGGUGCUGUGAAGUCUCCUACUACGUAUAUUCAUGAUUAUAGAUUUCUAGUAUGUGGUUCCCAUAGCAAACUGAUCCAUGCUGUGGACCUGCGUUCGUUGACUGAAAUGAGGCCCGUAUGGACCAAUCCUUUUGACGGGUCACCUAUUGUUUCUCCUAUUACUGUGUCACGUACUUCUGACACAAAUACACCGUAUCUUGUAGUUGCAAGUCUUGGUGGUUCUUUUGGCUGUUUAGAUCCAAGAAAUCCUGCCAAUUUAGUUUGGAUGCAACAUGCAAAAAUACCAAUUUUCAACAAACCAUUGUUAUAUUUUGAUUCUAAUAAUAAGGUUAAUAUCAUCAUAGCGGCAGUUAGUGGAAGGAUUCAAUCCUGGUCUUUACUGAAUGGAACACUAAAUUGGAGUUACGAGUGUUCCAAGGAAUUGAAUGGUCACGCAAUAUUUUCAGAUCCUGUCUUUGAUUGUCAGUCAAAUAGUGUUAUAAUUAGUACGAAUAAAGGUUUUAUGUUCGCAUUGAAUGUUCUUAGUGGUAAUUUAGUAUGGAUGCUUGAUUGCAGAUUCGAUUUAUCUGAGACCAAUUUAUGUUCAUUAAACACACCAUCAUUACUAUGCACUGAAUCGAUUUCACAUAAUACUAACAAAUGUUUAUUGUUUGAGACAAGAGCAGAUGGUUUACUCUUUACGUGUUCUUUACCUGCACUUAACACUUCACUGUCAUUUGUUCAAGUAGAAUAUCCCGAUUUGCUAACAACUUAUCGUUUACCUGACCAGUGUUUUUCUUCUCCUGUUGUAUAUUCCCAGAACUCCAAUGAUGUACAUAUUGUUACUGGGUGUAGAGACAAUUAUGUUUACGGUUUUUCAAUAUGA